This is a messenger RNA of Ilex paraguariensis (yerba mate), 1373 nucleotides long. The record is from the annotation of a GenBank genome assembly. Lineage: Eukaryota; Viridiplantae; Streptophyta; Magnoliopsida; Aquifoliales; Aquifoliaceae.
UUAUCGCCACCAACAUUAGCCGCCAUCUCUCUCUCUCUUCUUUUUUAACCGUUGGCCCGGUGUCGCCAUUUUUAUUUUGAAUUGUAAGGUGUCUCAGCCAACUCAAAGCUCGUAGAUUUCUCCAUUCAGCUGCGAACAUGCCGCGCUUUAUAGCCAUCGUUACAGAAUGGCAUUUGGGGUUCCGUAGAUUUAACUCGGCCAACUGUAAAAUAAAAUCAUACUUCCAAUCUGGAAAUAAUAAUGGCCAAGGUUUGAUAAGUGGUCAUAUGAACGGAUCCUUGUCAAGGAUGUUUGCAACUUUAUGUGAAAAGUUGGCGGAAGAUGCUCUGAAAGAUAGUCCCGUUUCUGAUAUGUUAGUUGAUUCUUUUGGAAGGCUACACACUUACUUGAGGAUCUCAUUGACAGAGCGUUGCAAUUUACGUUGCCAGUACUGUAUGCCAGCCGAGGGUGUGGAGCUUACUCCUAGUCCUCAACUUCUCUCACUGAAUGAGAUUGUUCGGUUAGGUAAUCUGUUUGUCAGCUCUGGGGUGGAUAAAAUCCGUCUGACUGGUGGAGAGCCAACGAUUAGGAAGGACAUUGAAGAAAUAUGCUUACAGCUGUCUAACUUGAAGGGACUAAAAACCCUGGCGAUGACUACAAAUGGAAUUUCUCUGGCAAGGAAACUUCCCAAGUUGAAAGAAUGUGGACUUAGUUUGGUUAAUAUUAGCUUAGACACGUUGGUCCCAGCAAAAUUUGAAUUCAUCACCAGGCGUAAAGGACAUAGCAAAGUGAUGGAAUCAAUUGAUGCCGCGAUAGACCUUGGAUACAAUCCUGUUAAAGUGAACUGUGUUGUAAUGCGUGGAUUCAAUGACGAUGAAAUCUGUGAUUUCGUAGAGUUGACCCGUGAGAAACCAAUCAAUGUCCGGUUUAUUGAAUUUAUGCCUUUUGACGGAAAUGUGUGGAAAGUCAAGAAACUUGUAUCCUACUAUGAAAUGUUGGACAGAGUGGGCAAACGGUUUACAGGGCUUCAGAGGAUUGGUGAUCAUCCCACAGAGACAGCUAAGAAUUUCAGAAUAGAUGGACAUCAGGGUACAGUUUCUUUCAUCACAUCCAUGACUAAGCAUUUUUGUGCUGGUUGCAAUAGAUUGCGGCUUUUGGCCGAUGGGAACUUUAAAGUAUGCCUCUUUGGUCCCUCAGAGGAGCCCUUGGAGGAGCUUUUCUUCCUCCAACAGCUUAUUGAAGUUAGCUUGAGGGAUCCCCUUCGUCAUGGUGUCAAUGAUGAUGAACUCAAGGAAAUUAUUGGGGCAGCAGUCAAGAGGAAGAAGGCUGCUCAUGCUGGAAUGUUUGACAUUGCAAAGACACCAAAUAGGCCAAUGAUACACAUAGGCGGCUAG